AUGAGCACGCUACCCUCUCCGACUGGGACGCUGGUGUUGGCCCUGUGUCAAACUGAAGCCCUUCAACGUCGCGCCAAGCAGAGCAUUGAGACCAUCGAACGCCUCCAAUUUGAAAACGAAAAGCUAAAGCGUGAAGUCAAGGAGUUGCGUCAGGCACGUAGAGACGAAACUCCGAACCUCUCCGCCCAACUGGAUCAAUUGUUCAGGCAGGACGCAGAAAAGCAAGCCGAGAUCGAUGAAUUGAAGUUGAAACUCCGCUUGAUCCAGGCCAGGGAAAGAAAAUGGCGAUUACAGAACCACUGCAUCUCUUCACCGACCAUCUCUUCCGACGAGCCAGAGGCAAGCACGCCGGCAUCAGUGUCACGAAAACGGCCUCGCAGCGAGAAUCCGGACGCGCAGAGGCCACUGCGAGAGAUCUCAGCCAAUGCUGCCCCCUCCCAUCCCCCUCCCCGGUCUAAGAGAUUGAGUGACAGAGGAGCAGACGCUAUCCCAGCUGUUGCAGAGGACGGCGAGGACUAUCACCGGAGCAGGUCUGAUAUAACCACUGGACAAGUGUUCGAGGAUGAUCAGGCCAACUGCCCCCGUCACCGAUUACAGGCGUUGCUCUCAGCCCCCGCACCUGUCACUCCACUGCUUCCGCGUCCUGACCGCAGCUUCUCUACUGCUUCAACGGCUCCUUCGCGAGUGCAGGAGAAAACUUCAAGUCCGCUGCAACCUGCCGCCGAGGCCAAUCCGGCAGGGAACGGCAGCGCUCGUCUUCAGCGGCUUCCUGGCCGAUCGAAGAAGCCAGUAGCUCCUGAGGAUGACGAGCCCUUCCGCGCCCGGCCAGUCAGCCGGCUGAACCGCUCGCAUUUUAGGAUCAACCCAAUGUAUACUGGAGGCUACGAUUAUGCCUACGACGAGAAUUUUUGCGGUCGGGAGGCGAGAAUGGGUCAUUCUGGAUGUACACGAGCUGAAUGUUGCGGAGACAAGUUUAAGGCACUAGCAGCGACUCUUCCUGUUGAAAAUGACAUAUCAGAAGACGACCUGCUGCUCGAGUUCUUGGGGCCUGGCUCGGAGGCAAACAUACAAGCGUUGACUCCUCUAGCCAGAGAGAAGCUUAUACACGAAGCACGGUCGAAAAGACUGGCGAAUCUAUACGGGAAAAUGCACCGGGCGGCAUUCAAUCGUCCUCAGAGUCCGCCUGGAUAUUGGGACACCGAUAUGCCUGGGACUCAGGAGGAGCAGCACAACCGGGAGAAGGCCCGGCUGGGGGAGCGGGAAGAAGUGGAAAGUAGAUAUCAAGAUGCCAUGAAGGGAAAUGGCCGGUGGCUAUUUGCAGACGAAUGA
Molecule: messenger RNA, 1329 nt
Organism: Capronia epimyces CBS 606.96
Lineage: Eukaryota; Fungi; Ascomycota; Eurotiomycetes; Chaetothyriales; Herpotrichiellaceae
Exons: 1
Coding region: 1-1329 (442 amino acids)
Biological process (GO): DNA repair
Source: RefSeq, a predicted model, not a curated record